AUGAAUGGGAAGGAGAAAGAAGAUGUUGAAAAGGAGGAAGCGAGCUUUAAAGAGGAGGAAGAUCUUGAGUGUUCUAAAGGGGUGAAAAUUGAUGAAGAAGGAAGGGAGGUUGAGGAAGAAGUAGAAGAAGCAAGUGAAGUCCAAGAUGAGGACGAGGUCGAGGUGGAUGAAGCAUCCACAAGUUACGAGGGCUAUAAAAGCUUUCCACCCGAACUCGAUGCGCUUUUGGAGAAGGACCCAUUUGCUGCUCUUUGCCAAGCCAAGGCCAAACCAUCAGCGAUCCCUCUUGGCGGAUGCGAUGGUGGUAAAUAUAUGAUGCAUACAUGGUGUGGGGCAUAG
Messenger RNA from Linum trigynum, 339 nucleotides. NCBI's taxonomy places the organism in Eukaryota, Viridiplantae, Streptophyta, Magnoliopsida, Malpighiales, Linaceae. The record is from the annotation of a GenBank genome assembly.